CCUUAGAAACCCUCCAUGAUUCCAGGGGGGCCCUUCAGAGCCUGGUUUGGCAUGCUCACAGAAUAUUUUACCCAAGAACCUAUGCUUCAACUGGGUCCAAAGUUCAAGGAAUUUCAAAGGGCACAUAUCUUUGAAGGGGAAGGUAGAGCACAUGAAGUCCUCGUCUUGAAAGGUUGGAAUAACUGGAGCUGUUCAAACAAAGAACUAACAGGUGUUGAGAAGAGUGUGAAAAUCAUGGCUGAGAGAAAAAAUAGCACCAGUCCCAACCUCCAAUCAAAAGGAGGUGCUGGCAAGUUUGCUAAACAAGUCCAAAGGAAAUUCAGCCGUGCACAGGAAAAGGUUUUACAGACGUUUAGUAAAUCUGAGGAGACAAGAGAUGCACAGUUUGAAUUAUAUGUACAAAACUUCCAAGAUCAGCAGAGUGAUGGACACAGAAUAUAUAAGGACCUAAAGGCAUACUUAAAUGCUGUCAGAGUGAUGCGAGAUGCAUCCAGUCGCCUUUUUCAGUCACUGUUUGAUGUUUAUGAGCUUGAAUGGGAAGGGGGAGAGGACCUUGGGGCUGUUGUAGAGGGGGAAGACUUGCUAUGGAAUGAUUAUGAGGCAAAACUGCGAGACCAGGCAUUGCUCACAAUAGAAUCUUAUAUGAGCCAGUUCCCAGAUAUGAGGGUAAUUGCCCACUUCUACACACACAUAAGUACAUACCACAGUCUAUAUUUAUCUUUACAAUUUCUUCCAUGUCAAUGUAUAUUUUGUGUGCAUCAGGAAAGAGUUGCAAAAAGAGGCAGAAAACGUGUGGACUAUGAUUCUACUCGUCACCACCUGGAAUCACUGCAGAAUGCUAAAAAGAGAGAUGACAUCAAGAUUAACAAGGCUGAGGAAGAGAUGAAAAUGACCAAAACAAUCUUUGAGGACAUGAACACAGAACUAAAAGACGAGCUGCCUCUUCUCUAUGAUAGUCGCAUUGGAUGCUAUGUAACAGUCUUCCAAGCUAUCUCAGACUUGAGAGAUAUCUUCUAUAAGGAAAUGUCUCAGAAUAACAAGGAUUUACAGAAUAUCAUGAUAAACCUAAAAUCUCAACAUCCUGUCAAGAGCUUUGUGGUCAAGACCUUCAGUCGUGGAACAUUGAAGAGGAGGUCACUGAAAGAUGCACUGUCUCCCAGAUCAAUGAGAGCCAGCUUCUCUGAGCUUCACUUGACUUACAGUUCUCGAGGUACUCUAAGGAGAGGACAAUCUUCUAGUUUUAGAUCAGACAAGGGCAAAUGUGAGCCUUAUAUCCCAGAGGUGCUGGCUAGCCCCGCUAGACCAAAACCCCCAAUGAACAGCGACUGUGGGAUUAGUGACACAGAUGCAAGUUCCCCAAAUGAGCACAACACGGAAGUAGAGAGAACAGCUUCCACUGCACAUGUACCUCUAUUAGAUGGCACAGAAACAUCUGGAAGUGUGCACAGCACUACAAAUAUAGAUGCAAAAGAAGAGAAUGAAGGGACUGAAACAAAAGAAAGCAACUCACUGCCAGCCUCAGAGCAGGAUGGAGAAAGGAUGAGCUUAGAAAUCAAAGGUGACUCAUUUUCAGAGACUGGUGAUGAGAACAAGCAGGAUUUGAAUAUAAAUUAUUCUGAAAAAGUUAAUACUAAGGUCUUAUCAUUUAUUGAAAAUCUUGAAGAGCACAGAACCCAUUCUGAGGAGCUAAAUGAACCUGAAUCUGGAAUGGAAAACAAAUGCCUUUAAAUGCCUUUCUUUGUCCUAAUAUAACAAUAGUUCUUCAUUCAGCAUUAAUGUUUGUGUCUCUUCUCUGACUUUAAGGAAAAUGUCAUAAAUGACCAAAUAUUAAGUGAAAUUAAGGAGGAGACAUUCUGAAACAGACUAUCUUUUUUGUAUAGAAAAAGGUCAGUAUAGGAAGACAGAAGUAAAAAAAGGUAGUUUAUUUUAGAUAAUAUUCAGAAUAAAAUUCAGAAUACUGAAUUUAAUCCAAAUACACACUUCAACAAUCCACAUACAGUAUACACUAAUUCCAAAGUUCUCAACCAAAUGAAAGCUACUGCUACUACUACUACUACUACUACUACUACUACUACUACUAAUAAUAAUAAUAAUAAUAAUAGUUGUUGAUCUUAUUAUUUUUAUCUUAUAAUUAUUAACGAAAAAAAUGGUCAAAAAUCAAUUAGAUGCAAAUCAACGUAUUGAUCAAGCUUUGAACUUUAUGUAAUUUCUCAGGAUAUAACUUAUAAACUUGAGACUGAUUGGAACAUUAUUAUAUAAAGUUAUUUUCCAUUUUUAAUGUGUUAUCUUGUGAUUUUUAUGUAAAGCCAAGUUGACUGUUGCAGUAUGGCCAGUUGAUGUCCCUUUGCUAAAUGCACUUACUUAAAAAUGUGAUUUUUAAUAUUUGUGAAAUGAUAAAAGACUGAUUUUAUUAUUUAAUAAAUAUGAAUGUGUCCAUUAUAUGAUCUCUAUUCUGCCUCUUUAUUGAUAGAAUUUUGAAUUGCCUAUUUAAUAUAGUUACUCAUUAAUAGUUAAUUAUUUCCUGGAAGGUGUAUUGUGGAGUAACCAGUUAACACCGUGCUCCUGUUUCAGAGCUGUGACUGAAGCUGGAACUUCAUUGUUCCGGAUACAGAGCGUAUGACCACCUUGAUUAGCAUGCGUGCCGCGUGCACUAGUCUAUUUUUAACCGAAUCUUUACGUGAUAUUAUUUAGUACAAUGUUUGUUUUUAAAACGUAAUGGAACUUUGAAAUGAAGUAAAGUAAUCGAUCAUUUCCAACAAAUGAAUCCUGACGACCACAAAGUGUUUCAGGUUUUUAUCCACGAUUUUUAUGAUGGCUACCACUUCAGCUUUUAACUUCACAGAAAUGGUGGCAACAACUGUGGCCCCAAACCAUAGGGACUCUGCUGUUGUAGGAGUGGUGAUUCUGCUGGUCCUGUGUACACUGGCUGGCUUGGUGUACCUCUUGUAUCAUUACCUCUGUCACAACAAGGGCAUCUACAGGACAACAGGAGAGGCUGCUCCAGGUGUGGACCCAGACCAAGUCUACCAAGACACAGUCACUGAAAACAAGGAAUACUUCAUUUAAGUAGUGCAGACUGCCAUGGAUAAGUUGGCAGUUAGUCAUGCUGAAUAGGUAUUGACCUUUAGAUAACUUUUCUGAGGAGAUUGAUAGUACCUUGGUUGUGAGAGAACAGCCAAAUGGAAACUGUGAGCCAAGGAAUUUACAUUAUGUUAAUGAUAAAGUUUGCUUUGUUGAUUUUGGAGAUGUAUUAACAUGAUAAUGCAUAUUAGUGUAUCAAACGCAAAAUAAGCUGGUCAAAUAGUGUAUCAAAUGCAACCAAUUUACAUUUAGUUUUGUUGGUGGUGGGGGCAAUGGAACUAUCAUCUGUUAAAUACACAAGCGAAGUGACAAGCAUGUUUGACUUUGCACAACCGUUUUUUAUAGGUAGCUAGCCAUACUUUCACACUAGCAAAUAAUAAAAAUACUUCUGUUCCUAUUCAUUUCUAUUUAUAGACAAUUGUCCUUACACAUUAUUUGACAGUUAAUUGAGUAAAAAGUAGAAUCUUUGAUCUAUUUACAGAGUUUGAAUUUUAGAGUUACUUGCUGUUGGUUUUGUACCCUUUUUGCUUUAAAUGACAAUUGUAAUAUGUAUACAUCUAAAACCUAAUGAACAAUUUUAGAAGAGAUGAGGCAUGGAAAUCAGGAAUUUCCUUCUACCUUCUGUGUGUAUGUGAGCAAACAUUCAGUCAAAGAAAGUACACAGUAAAACAGUGGCACUAAAAAUGACAUUAUCACAACAAAAUUCUUUAUUCAGGGAAUGGCAGCUUAUGAGGUUUACUUAGGGUUAGGUGUGGCUGAUAAUGUGCUCAUUUAUAUUGUUGCCCAAUCAAUUCCAACAACUAUCCCUACCACCAAAACACUAAAUUCUUACUGAUUUAAAGGAAAACACAAGAAGGACAUUUUGAGGAAGCAUUUUAUUUGGUGCAUGCUUAGGCUAUUUCCUUAUUUUGUUAAUGAUAGUUUAAUCACUCAAAUAUUCAGGUUAAAUGACUAAUACCGCAUCAAGUCUAUUUUUAUUUUCCUGUAUUUAUAAAUCACAAACAUUUGUACUUAAUGUCAGUUUUUACUUUUGACUAAUUUUUUGCAUAAAAGGUAUAUUGUGUUUACCUUAAGGACAAUAAUUAGGCUGUGAUAUCAAAAUGAAAGUUAAGUUCAUGAUUUAUAACAAGUGUAACAUUCACAAUACUGUUUACUACUUACACACUGUCCAUGUAAUGGGAACGCCUGUACAUUUACACAGGCAUGCAUGUGUCAGCAGCACAAUGCAUAAAAUCAUGCAACCUCAGAUCAAGAAUGUCCAUAUCAAACGUUAGAAUGGAGGGAAGAAAUGUGAUCUAUGACUGCGGCACUGCUGAUGGUAACAGAUGGGAUGAUUUGGGUAUUUCAGAAACUUAUGAACUACUGGCCACAAUAUCAUAUACAUAUUUAACACAAUGGUUUGGAGAAACACCAUUGUGGCUCAACUACUUAAGUUUGAUGUGUUGUAUAUUCUAAAAUGCUUUUCUGCUCACCAUAGUUGUAUGGAGUAUUUAUUUGAGUUACUAUAGACUUCUGGUAGUUCAGACCUGUCUGGUCAUUCUCCUCUGACCUCUCAUUAGCUAGGUGUUCGAGUCUGCAGACCUGCUGCUGUUUUUUUUCGCACCAUUUUUGUAAGUGCUAGAGACUGUAGAGAAAAUCCCAGGAGAUGAACAGUUUCUAAAAUACCAAAACCAACCCAUCUGGUAGCAACAACCAUGCCAAGGUUAGAUUUUUCUGAUUGAUGUAUAAAUUAACUGAGUCUUGACUUGUAUCUGCAUGAUUACAUGCACUGUAUUGCUGACAGAUGAUUGAGUGAUUGUAUAACAGAAUAAAUGGGCAGGUGUACCUAUUAAAGUGAAAAGUGAGUAUA
Molecule: messenger RNA, 4930 nt
Organism: Tachysurus fulvidraco (yellow catfish)
Lineage: Eukaryota; Metazoa; Chordata; Actinopteri; Siluriformes; Bagridae
Gene: bin2a
Product: bridging integrator 2a
Exons: 15
Coding region: 16-1728 (570 amino acids)
Biological process (GO): plasma membrane tubulation; podosome assembly; phagocytosis, engulfment
Cellular component (GO): plasma membrane; phagocytic cup; cytoplasm
Molecular function (GO): phospholipid binding; protein binding
Source: RefSeq, a predicted model, not a curated record